AUGUCAAGGCACAAGAUUUGGCCCAAGUCUAGUGGUGCCCCACCGGGCUACGAGGUACUUGAGGCUCGCACUAAAGGAUGUGUUCCUAACAACGUGGGGAUCAAUCCUUUUCCUUUGGGGUUGGAUAUGUACAUUGGUGCCAAUAUCCCUGAGGGCUCCUUAAUUCUUUUGUCGGCCCACCUAGAGUAUGUUAGGUUUCCACUACAUCCCUUUUUUCAUAUGCUCUUGUUCUUCUUGGACCUUCACCCUAUGGAAUUGAACCUUCUCAUAUCCGAUUUACUGGCCGUCGGGUUGAAGUGGGGUGUGUCCCUUAGCUUUAAGGAUUUCAUCUACCUCCACAACUUAGCCUCUUUUAAUCACUGGGGAGUGGGUGGCACCUGA
Messenger RNA from Prunus armeniaca (apricot), 381 nucleotides. The record is from the annotation of a GenBank genome assembly. NCBI's taxonomy places the organism in Eukaryota, Viridiplantae, Streptophyta, Magnoliopsida, Rosales, Rosaceae.